This is a messenger RNA of Dothidotthia symphoricarpi CBS 119687, 5645 nucleotides long. RefSeq lists its product as uncharacterized. Gene Ontology annotation, biological process: transmembrane transport. The transcript has 7 exons. Gene Ontology annotation, molecular function: transmembrane transporter activity; identical protein binding; ubiquitin binding. The record is from RefSeq and is a predicted model, not a curated record. The coding region runs from base 278 to 5335 and encodes 1685 amino acids. Gene Ontology annotation, cellular component: membrane. Lineage: Eukaryota; Fungi; Ascomycota; Dothideomycetes; Pleosporales; Dothidotthiaceae.
ACAUUAAACAAACCAGCCGUCAUGUUCCAGCAUUUGUGAGUGAUGUUUGUGACAUACGCCCAGAGUCAGCCACUUGCAACGGUGUUCCCGCACCUCGGCAGCCAGGGGUAGAAGUCUCCAAUGUGGAUCUUCGAACCGGGGGAACCGUACCACGCACUUUCCACUUUGAGACGGCGAUGAUAAGGAUCGUGGCACGUUUCCACUGUGCUUUUUUGCGUCGCGGGCAUGACUCCUCCUCAUCUUCCUCCACUCCUCUCUUCCCCGCCACGCCGACACGAUGCUGAAGAGCGCGCUGGGUCGGGAUUCCGAGUCUGAGGCGCGAGAUGAAGACGAGCAACAGCAAGGCAUUACCAGCGCGGAAGAAGAAGAUAGGGUUGAGGAAGAGUGGCAGAGCACGAUCAAGCUCAAAGUUGACCUGCGAUUAUGCAGCAUCGCGGGUGUUCUGUGCAGUUUGAACUUGCUCGACUCCGGGGUGAUCAGCUCGGCGUCUGUCACGUCGAUGCUGGGCGAUUUGGAACUUGACGUCGGGAAUAGGUACUCGGUGUCUAUCUUCAUCUUCACGAUUGCGAGUAUCGCGUUUCAGCUGCCGUCGACGAUUGCGGUGAGGAUGUUUGGGCCCAGGGUCUGGUUCAGCUUUAUCACUGUGUGCUUUGGCGUUAUCACGCUGUGUACUGCGUUUGUGCAGACGUGGAAGCAGAUGAUCGUACUGCGGAUUCUGCUGGGUAUUGCUAUGUCGGGGAUUUAUCCGGGCCUGACGGUUCUCAUAUCGACGUGGUAUACGAGGAAAGAGCAGCAGCUGCGCUUCGCGUUGAUGCAGAGCGGGGAGGUCAUAGUGCUAGCCACAGGCGGGAUCGUCAACUACGGACUCAACAGACUGGACGGCAAAGGAGCGCUGAAGGGCUGGCAGUACAUGUUCGUCGUACAAGGCGGCAUCACAAUUUCCCUCGGCAUCCUCACAUACUGGUGGAUGAUCGACUUCCCCGAGCACGCCCACAAUUCCUUCCUCUUCCUGACCCCCCACGAGAGCGCGCUCGCCGCCUCACGCAUACACAAGGACCGCGGCGACGUCGCGCCCGACGCCUUCACGUGGCGCAAAGUCCUCGUCCACGCCAAAGACCCCAAAGUAUACGGCUUCUGCACGCUGUCCUUUUUGCAGAACCUCGUCUCGACAAGCUUGUCUUACUUCCUGCCCAUCAUCCUGCAGUCCGGAAUGGGUUUCUCGCCCAACGCAUCGAUAUUGCUCUCCGCGCCGCCGUACUACUACGCCGUUCUCCCCGCUAUCCUCUCCUCGCUCGUGGGCGAUAGGUUUCAGCUUCGCGCGCCUGUUAUUGCGUUUAAUUCGCUCUGCUUGAUUGUUGGGUUCUGCAUGCUUGGCUUCUCGGAUCAGGUUGCUGUGCGCUAUGUGGGCACGUAUCUGGCUACGGGGGCGUAUGUGGCGAAUUGGGCGGCCAUGGCGACGUAUCAGGCGAAUAAUGUGGUGGGCUUGUGGAAGAGGGUGUUUACUGCUGCGGCGGUUACGGCGUGUAAUGGCGCUGGGGGCAUUGCGGGGAGCUUUAUUGUUAGGCAGGGGGAGGGCCCGAGGUAUAUGACGGCGAUUUGGGUUAGCAUUGGGUCGCAUGUUCUGAUUAUUGGGAUCCCCAUCGACAAAGACAUCCGCGUCUCACAUCCCACAGCAGCAGUACGAGCAUCGCCCCGCAUCCGCGCCUGCUCUCGCUGCCCCGAAUCCUCUCACGCCGCCGCCCGCAGACGCCCAGGCGAGCAACACCGGCGCCGCGUCGAGCCAGCCGUGCCCCUGGCCACCCCUCGAGCACCACACCCCCGUGGCCCGCCGCCGAGCGUAUGCGCGUGCAUCGUCGCCCACAACCCGGCCCAGCCCCUCGACCCGCGUGUGCUGAAGGUGCGCCGCGCCGCCCGCCGCCGCCAUGGUGUUCCUGGGCAUCUACCGGGCCGUCGCUCGGCCGACGACGACUGGUGGAAGGCGAAGAAGAAGGGCCACAGCGAGGACGAGGACGAGCCCGAGGGCCUGAUCCCGAGCAACUACAUCGAAGAGGCCGCGCCCGUCAUGCACGCCAAAGCCCUGUUCGACUACGCCCGCCAGACGGACGAGGAGCUGUCGUUCAAGGAGGACGCCACCCUCGACGUCUACGACACCACCGACCCGGACUGGACCCUGGUCGGGGCUGACGGCGACUACGGCUUCGUGCCCGCCAACUACAUCGAGCUCAUUGAGGGCAGUGAGACCGCGCCCGCCGUCGCCUCGCCGUCGCUGCCUACCCGCCCCGCCCUGCCGCCGCCUGCGCCAGAGUCCGACGACGAGCAGCAGCCCAACACGCCCGACAGCCCGCCACGCCCGAGCCCCGCCGCUGCCCUGGCCGGCAUCAUCCAGAAGAAGUCGGAGCAGUCGGUCCCGCGCUCGACCAUCUCGCCUCCGCCCAACGUGAGCGCCCCCGCCCGCCGACGCGUGCAGUUCACACCUGAGGAGUCUGACGAGGAUGUGCCGGCGCCUCGCGUGCCCAACCGAGCACCCUCCGCGUCCUACUCCCCUCCGCCUGCCCAGCCCAGACGCGCGCGGUCGCCCUCACCUGCAGCCAGGUCGCCCGUGCCGCGAAACGUCACCUUCGACACGUACGACCCCCAGCACAGGGACGACCCUGCGCCGUCGACCCCCCUCUCGGGCUCGGGCUACCACCUGUACAACAUCUACGAGUACCUGACGCAGCCGGGCAAGAACAAGAAGAUGCCCAUCACGCUGGGCAUCAACAUCCCCAAGGGCAUGAUUAUGAUUGCUCCUGAGAAGUCGCGCGACGGGCCGCAGCAGGAGUGGAGUGCAGAGAAGAUGGAGUACUACUCGCAGGAAGGGAAGCAUAUUUUCAUGGAGCUCAAGCAGCCGAGCAAGAGCGUCGACUUCCACUGCGGCGCAAAGGACACGGCGACAGAGAUUAUGUCGGCGCUUGGAGAGCUGGCAGGCGCCGCCAAGGGCGCUGGCCUGCGCGAGGUCCUGGCCGCUGGCUCGGGAAGCUCCAACGUGCAGAAGAAGGGCGUUAUGCUGUUCGACUUCAUGGCCCAGGGCGACGACGAGGUCACAGUCGGUCUUGGCGACGAGAUCCUUGUCCUCGACGACUCGGCGAGCGAAGAGUGGUGGAAAGUGCGACGACUGAAGAACGGCAAAGAGGGCGUGGUACCAGCUAAUUAUGUAGAGAUUACAGAAAGCGCCCACAUCACGACUCCCGCCGCCCACACGACGCGCUCCGACCCCAAGGCCAUCCGCUCCAUCGUGGACCAGAACAGGCGCGACGAGGAGGAGCAGGCUCGUCAGGCCGCGAGGCGGAAGAGACCGGAUAGUGAGGCAAGGACUGAUCAGGUAGGACCUGGCCUGCCUCUGCCCUCGCGUGGUUCGAGUCUUAUGCAAGCAAAUGUUGACCAUCGUCGUACUUCACAGAGAUCAAGCAAGCGCGAAAGCUCCUCCAAGGACGGCAAGUCUUCGUCUAAGCCGAACCCCGCCCGAGUGCGUACCUGGACCGAUCGAUCAGGCUCGUUCAAAGUCGAGGCCGAAUUCGUCACCAUCAAGGACGGCAAGAUCCACCUACACAAGACCAACGGCGUCAAGAUUGCCGUGCCCGUCACCAAGAUGUCGGUCGAGGAUUUGGAGUACGUGGAGCGCGUGACAGGCGAGUCUCUGGACGACGAUAAGCCUCUUUCAGAGCUCAAGAGGAAGGGCACUCAGCGUGCCAAGGAGACUUCCGGGUCGCCUGCUGGUCGAUCGCCUACUGGAAUCUCGGUGCAGAAGAAGCCCGACUACGACUGGUUCGACUUCUUCCUCAAGUGUGGCGUCAACCCGCAGAUCUGCGAGCGGUAUGCUCAGGCUUUUCAUAAAGAUCAGAUGGGUGAGGAGAAUAUGCCGGAUGUGACUCCGACGCUUCUGCGUACGUUGGGUCUUAAGGAAGGGGAUAUUCUGCGUGUGACGAAGUAUCUGGAUAGCAAAUACGGACGCGACAAACGUAGCGUCAGCUUUGCGGAAGAAGGCGACGAAGCAAGUGCCGGUGGUCUCUUCUCUGGCCCAGGCGGUGCACUACGAAACAACACCCGGAAAGGACGCCCAGCCCCUCCUGUCCAGACGAACGACGUGGUCGACCCCAAGGCGUUCGUGCAGAAGACGGACGAAGCGGCCAAGAAGCCUGCGGAUUCUACGCCUACGCCUUUGGCAUCUGCUCCUGUCCCAGAAAGCAAGGUGGACGGAUUCGAAGACAAUGCUUGGGACGUCAAGCCUUCGAGAAGUGCGGCCUCACCACCUCCAGCGGCUGCUACGGCUCCCACCCCUGCGGCAAGACCACCCGUCCUGACAGGCUCCAUGAAUGAUCUCUCCCUCUUGGACAUGCCUGCACUCAAGCCAGACGAGAUAGCCCAGCCCGCACCUCCAGCGCCGGCCCCAAUAGCGACCCAAGCAACCGCCCAACCCGCACCAGCUCCAGCGCAGCAACCCCAGCCAACUGGCGCCACUCUGUCCCUGUUCGACCAAGUCGCCGCAAUCAAAGCCCUGACUCAACCCCAAAACCUGGCCCCGCCCCGAUCUCGACCCCAAGCCCCUCACCAAGGCCCAGGCGGUCUCAUCGCCCCGCCGCCCCAGCGCUCCUCCUCUGCCCCCCAAAACCCACAGCAGAGCGCCUUCGGUCCGCCCCCACCGCUCCAGCCCCAGUUGACGGGAUACGUCCAGAACCCCAACAUGCUAACCCAAGUCGCCCCGCCGGGCCAGAGCAUGCAAGACAUGCAAAACAUGCAGCGCAUGCAACAGCAGAUGACAGGCUUCCCCCAGCAACAACCCCCAGGCUACAACAACGGCUUCCCGCAAAACGGCAUGAUGCCCCAACCCACAGGCUUCAACCCAAUGCAACCCCAACAAACCGGCUUCCCGCCCUUCCAACACCCCCAACAAACAGGCUUCCCCCAGCAACAGCAGCAGCAGAUGAACGGCUUCCAGCCCCAGUCCUUCCAAAACGGAGGAAGUCCCUUCUCCGACCCGCCACGCGCACCCUUCCAGCCCCAACCCACAGGAUAUCCCACUUUCCAGCCCUCCCCCCUAAACCCCCAGGCUACGGGCGUAAACCGCUUCCUCCCCCCCGCCCUCGCUCCGCAACAAACGGGCUUCCAGGCCCCGCCCAUGCCCCCGAUGCCCCCUAUGCCCGCCAUGCCUGCAGCGCAACCCCUUGUUCCGCAGCGUACGGGUCCCGCGCCGGCUAUUAAGUUUGGGGUUCAGCCUCAGGCGAAGAAAUUAAUGCCUCAGCCUACGGGACGGGCGAAUUUGGCGAAUGCUACGCCGCAGAAUCCUUUUGGGUUUUAGGUUUUGGGAUCUGGGGGUUUAGGUGGAGGGUGAGGUGGAGGGGGGAGGCUGUAUAUAGAUGGCUUUUUGUAUUGGUAAUUUUGGGGAUGGGGAGAGGAGGGAGAUGGGAGAGGGAGAUGGAGUUUGACUUGGAGUUUUGACUUGUUGGCGUGGAUGUGGAUGUGGAUGUGCGUCUUAUACUAUUACUUAUUAUAUAGCAUUUUUCUCUGUUUUAUUUUACGCUUUUUGCUGUGUGGGUAUUUGCUUGGUUUUGAUUUGUCAUUGCGGUCUUUUCGUAUGCGUGUUUCUCUGAUGAGUGAGUGAGUGGUGU